Molecule: messenger RNA, 2218 nt
Organism: Westerdykella ornata
Lineage: Eukaryota; Fungi; Ascomycota; Dothideomycetes; Pleosporales; Sporormiaceae
Exons: 5
Coding region: 61-1854 (597 amino acids)
Source: RefSeq, a predicted model, not a curated record
AAUCAACUAUUUUGGUCAGAACACCACCAAUAUUGAGUUUGUUACCUCCACCUCCGAACAAUGAGGUGGAUCAUUCCGUUUACCGUAGCCGGCCUCGCAGCCGUUGGGUCCGCAGACCCUGAAGUUUUUGAUUUGGGGAAAUUGGAUCAGUACAUGUCUAAAGAGGGAGAGGCUGGCACUUUGAGCGGGAAUACCAUCUGGCUCUCUGGCACCGACGAAGAUGAGAACCUCCGCAUGACCGUUUCCGACGACGUAAAGGCGAAGAUUCAAGGUGUACUAGAGGGCUGUGGCCAGCUAGACGACAAAUGUUAUCACGAAGUCCGCCAAGUGCUUCGAUCGGCCAACGUCGAAGUGAAUAAAAAGUUGGAAGCCCGACAUUUCGGUCACUUGCUCUCGAAGACGUUCAAAACAGGUGCUGGCGUCUUCCUUUCCUUCGCAGAUUACCUAUACACGUCGUGGUGGGCCCGUUAUAAUGAUUUCAACAACGUCUCACCCAAUUUUAUCAUACCGAAGCCGAAAGCCAGUGAGGUUGAAAAGGUAGCCUCUGCCACUGAAGUAGUCGUCUCGGCGGAAGGGGCAUCUGUCGCUAAAAUCACACCGACGCCGGAUCCGACAUCAGCUCAAGGACCAGUUCCAUCUGUCACCUCUGUGACAACUGCGCAUGAUGAGUACAAACAAGGAGAUCUAGACUUCAUGAUGGACGAGGGCCUUGCCGGUCGAAUGCAGGAGAUUAUGGCGCGCAGCAAAGAUUGCGAGGAUGGUUCCAAAUUCGAUCGAGAGCAUCCUUCAAAGAGACGCGCUUCCUCAAGACUCGGUAAGGCGAUAUGCGCAUAUCGUGCUGUCACGAUCAACAUGGGCACCACUUUGAGAGACCUUACCUACACAAAUUUUGAUGGUUUGGUUGUUAAGUUUGCAGGGGUGACCGAGCAGGAUAUUGCCGCCUGGGAGUACGUUCAAGGAAUAACGGAGGACUUCGCAGCGAUAUACCAACUGCAGCGCGACCGCGCUAUUGCCCUAGGUGCAACCAUCUUCGUCGCCGCAUUAGGGGCGGUUGAGGAUACCCCUAUUGACUCGAACAACAAGAUUGCGGCCGACCUUAUCCAGGUCAGUAAAACACAAACUGGAUCGCAGACUUCGACGUCUGGCUGUCCAGAUCCGGAAAAAACUCCACUGCUGUGUGCAUGGGGAGGAGAUGAAGAAAAUGAUCACUGCGAUGUGGUUAUGCCUAGCGAAGAGGGCGGUGAGGCCAAGUGCAGUCCGGACGGAGAAUUCGCCGACUGCCCCUGCAACACGCCCGCUGGUGUUGUCGCCGACUACGCCGACGAGACUGAGCAGACCGCCGUUAAAAAGUUCACUGAGCUUUACAAACAGAUUACCAUCCCAGAGCCGAAACCGGAACCGCAACCCGAACCGCCUAAGGGACCAACAAAAGCGCUUACUAUUAUUGCCGACUGGCCCCCGUGGAAUUUGCAAACUAUGCGAGACGGAAGCGCCAAUAAAGUCUGGUGGAAUUUCUUCGCUACUGACUACGGCAAGACAAUCGACUGUCGCAACGAUCCAGCUCGCUAUGAUGCAGUAAACCUCGACCGAAUAGCUUUAGCCAAAUCCAAGAAGCUGGUAUAUCCAGGCGGCGAAUUUCCGAUGAAGUUAUUUGACCAAGACUGUACAUACAAGAACUCUGGGGACAAUGUUGGAAAGCUCUUUUGUGGAGACAAAGCUAUUGAAUGUUUCUGGGACCCGAAUAAUACGCCCAGGGAGGGAGAAAGAGAGCCUAGGCCUGAAGACAUGAAACAGUACCCCUGCCCUGGCAAGGACGGUUGGUUACGUCAUGCCGUAUUUACUUGUCCUUGGUAGUGAUUGCGGGGAUUGCGAGCUGCCGAUGGGGAUUUCGAUCAGCCUGUUAUCAGUAAACGACUACAUGCAUACGUUGCUUUUUUAUGCUAUAGACUAGCUAGUUGAUACUUCCCAUAUAUUAGCGGGCCGCGUUUAAAUAUGUAGCUUGUUCCUCUUUAUUAUAAUCGCACAUAUACUUAUGUGAGGGCACCUCGGCACAAGAUUGAGAGCAGAGGGUGGAUUGCGCCAGUGUACACAAGAUAGAGUCUGCCGUGCAGAGGAUGCAGCGCGGCAGACUCGUAGUGUAGAUUGGGUCGGAGAACAUCGAGGUCCAAUCGAGGUGACGUGUUAUAUACUCACCUUGGCACACAGUCAUCUGGAGUCU